Molecule: messenger RNA, 8104 nt
Organism: Cuculus canorus (common cuckoo)
Lineage: Eukaryota; Metazoa; Chordata; Aves; Cuculiformes; Cuculidae
Gene: CPS1
Product: carbamoyl-phosphate synthase 1
Exons: 40
Coding region: 2149-6732 (1527 amino acids)
Biological process (GO): L-glutamine metabolic process; L-arginine biosynthetic process; 'de novo' pyrimidine nucleobase biosynthetic process
Cellular component (GO): cytoplasm; carbamoyl-phosphate synthase complex
Molecular function (GO): carbamoyl-phosphate synthase (glutamine-hydrolyzing) activity; metal ion binding; ATP binding
Source: RefSeq, a predicted model, not a curated record
AGGGGUUUAGGGAGCUCUGUGGGGGUGAAAGACCCCUUAAAACAACCUGUGGGAUUUAGGGAGCUCUGUGGGGGCUAGGGGUGUGUUGCAGUUGAAUCUGUGGGGCUAGAGAACCCCAUUGGCAUUAAAGGGCCCUUAAACCUGGACCUGUGGGGUUUAGGAACUCUUUUUGCUGACCUUAGGGGGUGUAGUGCCCCUUGCAGCUGGCUCUUUAGGGUUUAGAGGCACUGUGGGGCUUAAGGGUACUAGAGCUUGCUCUGUGUGCUCUAGAGAGCCCUGUGGGGUUUAAGACCUAUUACAGCUGGCCUUGUGGGGUUUAUAGAGCUUUUUGGUGUUUAGAACCCUUUACAGCUGGUCCUGUAGGCUUUACAGAGCUCUGUGGGGUUUAGGGCCCCUCAUAGCUGGGCUUUUGGGGCUUAUAGAGCCUGUGGAGAUCAACACCCUUUACAGCUGACCUUGUGGGGUUUAGAGAGCCCUGUAGAGUUUAGAACCUUUCACAGUGGGGCUUGUGGGGUUUAGAGAAUCUCGUGGCGUUUAGAACCCCUUACAGAUGGCCAUGUGGGCGUUAGGGAGCCAUGGCGGGUUUAGAGCCCCUCAGAGCUUGGCUUGUAAGACUUACAGAGUGUUGUGGGGUUUAGAGCCCCUUACAGCUGUUCUUGUGGGGUUUACAGAGUCCUGCGUGGUUUAGAAACCUUCACAGCUGCCUUUGUGGGAGUCACAGAGCCCUGUGGGGUUUAGAACCCCUUACAGCUGUCCUUCUGGGGUUUACAGAGCCUUGUGGGGUUUAGGGCCCCUCACAGCUGGCUUUGUGUGGUUUACAGAGCCCUAUGUGGUUUAGAGAGCCUUGUGGGAUUUAGAACUGCUCACAGCUGUCCUUGAGGGGUUUUCAGAGCUCUGUGGGGUUUAGAACCCCUUUCAGCUGGCCUUGUGGCAUUUAGAUAACCUUGUGGGGUUUAGAACCCUCACAACUUUCCUUGUGGGAUUUACAGAGUCCUGUGGGGUUUACAGAGCCCUGGGCGGUUUAGAACCCUCACAGCUUGCCUUGUGGGACUUACAGAGCCCUGUGAGAUUUAGAACCCUUUCAGCUGUCCUUGUGGGAUUUACAGAGCCCUGUGGGGUUUAGAACCCUUUCCAGCUGUCCUUGUGGGGUUUAUAGAGCCCUGUAGGGUUUAGAACCCCUUACAGCUGUCCUUGUGGGCUUUACAGAGCUCUGUAGGGUUUAGAACCCUUUCCAGCUGUCCUUGUGGGGUUUACAGAGCCUUGUGGGGUUUAGAACUCCUGUCAGCUGGCCUUGUGGUGUUUGGAGAACCUUGUGGGGUUUAGAACCCUCACAGUUUUCCCUGUGGGAGUUAUAGAGCCCUGUGGGGUUUAGAACCCCUUACAGCUGAGUUUGUGGGGUUUGCAGAGUCCUGUGGGGUUUAGAACUUCUCACAGCUUUCCUUGUGGGGUUUACAGAGCCCUGUGGGAUUUAGAACCCCUUUCAGCUGUCCUUGUGGCGUUUAUAUAGCUCUGUGUGGUUUAGGGCUCCUUACAGCUGUCCUUGUGGGAUUUACAGAGCCCUGUGGUUUUUAGAACCCAUUGCAGCUGGCUUUGUGGUAUUUGGAGAACCUUGUGGGGUUUACAGAGCCCUGUGGGCUUUCGAACCCUUUCAGCUGUCCUUGUGGGGUCUACUGACCCUUGUGGGGUUUAGAACCCCUUACAGCUGGCCCUGUCAGGUUAGGGAGCUCUUGUGAGGUUUAGAACCCCUCACAGCUGGGCUUGCAGGGCUUAUCGAGCUCAGUAAAGUUCAGAACCCCUUACAGAUGGGUCUGUGGGGUUUUACUGCUCUAAGGGUUUACCUUUUGGUGGCGAUGAGGAACACCCAUGGGAAUACAUCAGCCCCUGCAUUCAUGCUUGGGACAACUGUGUUAUACUAAAGAUCCUGCUUUUCUGCCCUUGUGUCCAUUCUUUAUUGCGAUUUGUAAAAUUGGACCUGAAAGAAAAGAGCAAGACUUCGUUGGAGGAGAUGUCGAGAAAAAAGCAGCAAAGAGAUGGCUUCAAGACAAAGAUGCUUCUCCCAGUUAUCCAGCCUGUUCUCCUCGCCCAUCCUGCCAAGGCGUUUUCUGUAAGUGUGUCAUUUUCUGAAUGAUUGUGGGCACUUAGGCUUCAAUGGACCUCGAUAAAUCCAGAGUAUCUCGCUGGGGCUGUUACCCGGAGCCCAGCUUUAGUAACCCACCGGCGGCUUUCGAGAUGACAAGGAUUUUGACAGCUUGCAAAGUGGCGAGGACUUUGAAAGGCAGAUUGGAGUUCUGCAACGCGUCUGCUGAUCGUUGGAGUUUCUCAAGGACUGGAACCAGGUUGUUGAGCAUCAAGGCGCAGACAGCAAACUUGGUGCUGGAAGAUGGGACAAAGAUGAAGGGCUAUUCUUUCGGCCAUCCAUCCUCCGCAGCAGGAGAAGUUGUAUUCAACACUGGUCUUUCUGGAUGCACUGAAGCCUUGACAGACCCCGGCUACAAAGGGCAGAUUCUUACCCUGGCCAACCCCAUAGUUGGGAAUGGUGGAGUGCCUGACACGGCUGCUUUGGACAAAAUGGGCCUCAGGAAGUUCCUGGAAUCUGAUGGGAUCAAGGUUUCAGGGUUGCUGGUGUUGGAUUACAGCAAUGAGUACAGCCACUGGCAGGCUGCGAGGAGGCUGGGAGAGUGGCUGCAGGAAGAGCAGGUGCCUGCACUGUAUGGGAUUGAUACCAGAAUGAUCUCCAAGUUAAUUCGUGACAAGGGCACGGUACUUGGGAAGAUUGAAUUUGAAGGUCAGCCCGUGGAGUUUGCAGACCCAAAUAAGCGAAACUUAAUUGCAGAAGUUUCAACAAAGGAAGUCCAGGUCUAUGGGAGAGGGAAUCCGAUUAAAGUUGUAGCUGUCGACUGCGGGUUGAAGUACAACGUUAUCCGUCUGCUGGUGAAGCGAGGAGCAGAAGUGCAUUUGGUUCCAUGGGACCAUGAUUUCACCAGCAUGGAGUAUGACGGGCUUGUGAUUUCCGGAGGUCCAGGGGAUCCCAUGAAGGCCCAGGUGGUGAUUCAGAAUGUCAGAAAGGUCCUGGAGAGCAACCGCCCAGAGCCCUUGUUUGGAAUCAGCAUGGGGAAUCUAAUCACUGGAAUAGCAGCCGGAGCGACUUCCUACAAGAUGCAGAUGGCCAACAGAGGACAGAAUCAGCCUGUCUUGAACGCAGUGACUGGGCAGGCUGUCAUCACUGCUCAGAACCACGGCUACGCCAUUGACAGCUCUACCCUCCCACCUGGCUGGAGGCCUCUCUUUGUAAAUGCCAAUGAUCAAACAAACGAGGGAUUUAUGCAUGAGACCAGACCAAUCUUCACAGCUCAGUUCUACCCAGAGGCAAAUCCUGGGCCAAGAGACACAGAGUUCCUGUUUGAUUCGUUUAUGUCACUGGUUAAGAGGGGAAAAGGCACUACUGUUUCCUCGGUCCUGCCCAAGGCUGGAGCAACAGCUUCCAGAGUGGAGGUCUCCAAAGUUCUCAUCCUAGGAUCUGGGGGUCUAUCGAUUGGGCAGGCAGGGGAAUUUGAUUACUCCGGAUCCCAGGCUGUGAAAGCCAUGAAGGAAGAAAAUGUGAAAACCGUCCUCAUGAAUCCCAACAUCGCUUCAGUGCAGACCAACGAGACUGGCCUAAAGCAGGCUGACACUGUCUACUUCCUCCCCAUCACUCCACACUUUGUCACGGAGGUCAUCAAGGCAGAGCGUCCUGAUGGAUUAAUUCUGGGCAUGGGUGGCCAGACUGCUCUGAACUGCGGAGUGGAACUCUUCAAGCAAGGAGUCCUGCAGGAAUAUGGUGUGAAGGUCCUAGGUACAUCAGUUGAGUCCAUCAUGGCUACAGAGGAUAGGAAGCUUUUUUCCGAUAAACUGGCUGAGCUAAAUGAAAAGAUUGCUCCUAGCUUUGCAGUGGAAUCGAUUGAAGAUGCUCUGAAGGCAGCUGAGAAGAUCAGCUACCCCAUCAUGAUACGUUCUGCUUACGCCCUUGGAGGUCUGGGGUCAGGCAUCUGUCCUGAUGAGGAAACUCUGCUGGACCUUGGCACGAAGGCGUUUGCGAUGACUAACCAGAUUCUAGUGGAAAAGUCGGUUGUUGGCUGGAAGGAGAUAGAGUAUGAAGUGGUGAGAGAUGCUGCCGACAACUGUAUUGCUGUCUGCAAUAUGGAAAACAUGGAUGCUAUGGGAGUCCACACAGGAGAUUCUGUUGUAGUGGCUCCAAGCCAGACGCUCACUAAUGAGGAAUUUCAGAUGCUGAGGGAUCGUGCCAUCAAAGUUGUCCGACAUUUGGGCAUCGUGGGAGAGUGUAAUAUCCAGUUUGCUCUGCAUCCAACUUCCCUGGAGUACUACAUCAUUGAAGUUAACGCCAGGCUCUCAAGAAGUUCGGCUCUGGCCUCCAAGGCAACAGGGUAUCCUUUAGCAUUCAUCGCUGCCAAAAUUGCCUUGGGGAUCCCCUUGCCAGAAAUCAAGAACGUGGUGACAGGAAAAACCUCUGCCUGCUUUGAGCCCAGCCUGGAUUAUGUUGUCACCAAGAUACCCCGCUGGGAUCUGGACCGUUUUCAGCAUGUGUCCAACCGGAUUGGAAGCUCCAUGAAGAGUGUGGGAGAGGUCAUGGCAAUUGGACGCACUUUUGAAGAGAGCUUCCAGAAGGCCCUGAGAAUGUGCCACCCAUCUGUAGAUGGCUUCACUUCACGUCUGCCCAUGAAUAAAGCCUGGCCAGCUGUCGUGGAUCUCCAGAAGGAACUCUCUGAGCCAUCCAGCACUCGGAUAUACGCAAUAGCCAAGGCCUUGGAUAACGAAGUCUCCGUGGAUGUGAUUCACAAACUCACAGCCAUCGACAAAUGGUUCCUUUAUAAGAUGCACAGCAUUGUGAACAUGGAGAAGAUCCUGAAGGAAGUGACAAGUGAAACAGUUCCAGAAGAGAUGCUGAGGAAAGCCAAGCAGAUCGGGUUCUCGGACAAACAGCUUGGGAAAUGCCUGGGGCUGACUGAGGCUCAGUGCCGCCAGCUGCGCUGGAGGAAGAACGUAGUGCCCUGCGUGAAACAGAUUGACACUCUGGCAGCGGAAUACCCAGCGGUAACCAAUUACCUCUACGUCACGUACAAUGGGCAGGAACACGAUGUAAAAUUUGAUGACCGUGGAGUGAUGGUGUUGGGCUGUGGACCUUAUCACAUAGGCAGCAGUGUGGAGUUUGAUUGGUGUGCCGUCUCCAGCAUCCGCACGCUGCGUCAGCUUGGCAACAAGACCGUCAUGGUGAAUUGCAACCCGGAGACGGUGAGCACAGAUUUCGAUGAGUGUGACAGACUGUACUUUGAGGAGCUGUCAUUGGAAAGGAUCCUGGACAUCUACCAAUAUGAGGGAUGCAGUGGUUGCAUCAUUUCUGUAGGCGGGCAGAUUCCCAAUAACUUGGCAGUGCCACUACACCAGAAUGGAGUGAAGAUCCUUGGCACAAGUCCUUUGCAGAUUGACCGGGCAGAAGAUCGCUCGAUGUUCUCAGCUGUUCUGGAUGACCUGCACGUGGCCCAGGCUCCCUGGAGGGCGGUCAGCACGCUGGGAGAAGCAGUGGAGUUUGCAAGGUCUGUGGGUUACCCGUGUUUGCUGAGGCCUUCCUACGUUCUGAGUGGGUCGGCAAUGAACGUAGUGUUCACUGAAGAGGAAAUGAAGAGGUUCUUAGCUGAAGCCACCAGAGUCUCUCAGGAUCACCCUGUGGUGCUCACGAAAUUUAUUGAAGAUGCCCGUGAAGUGGAAAUGGAUGCGGUAGCCACAGCAGGAAGGGUUAUCUCCCACGCUAUCUCGGAGCACGUGGAGGAUGCCGGCGUUCACUCUGGAGAUGCCACCCUCAUGUUACCCACGCAGACCAUUAGCCAGGGAGCCUUGGAGAAGGUAAAAGCUGCUACCAGAAAGAUUGCCGAUGCCUUUGCCAUCUCUGGGCCUUUCAACGUUCAGUUUUUGGUGCGAGGCAACGAUGUGCUGGUCAUAGAGUGCAACUUGCGGGCUUCUCGCUCCUUCCCCUUUGUAUCCAAGACUCUGGGGGUGGAUUUCAUCGAUGUGGCCACAAAAGUGAUGACUGGAAAAGAGAUUAAUGAGUCCUCCCUUCCCACGCUGGAGCAUCCCAUUAUUCCCUCCAGCUAUGUUGGGAUUAAGGCCCCGAUGUUUUCCUGGCCCCGGCUGCGAGAUGCUGACCCGGUGCUCCGAUGUGAAAUGGCCUCGACUGGGGAGGUCGCGUGCUUUGGGGAGGACGUGUACUCUGCCUUCCGGAAGGCGAUGCUCGCCACAGGGUUUACCUUUCCAAAGGAAGGAGUUUUGAUUGGAAUCCAGAAGUCCUUCCGCCCCAGAUUUCUUGGUGUAGCAGAACUACUGCACGAGGAAGGGUUCAAGCUUUAUGCCACAGAAGCAACCUCGGACUGGCUCAAUGCUAACGGCAUCCCAGCAAGUCCUGUGGCUUGGCCAUCGCAGGAGAGCCAGAGCACGAGCCUCCCUCCCCUCAGGAGGCUGCUAAGGGAUGGGAAAAUAGAUCUGGUGAUUAACCUGCCCAACAGCAACACCAAGUUUGUCCAGGAUAAUUAUGUGAUCCGGAGGAUGGCUAUCGACAGUGGGAUUGCUCUGCUCACUAAUUUCCAGGUGACAAAGCUUUUUGCCGAAGCUGUCAAACACUCUGGGCAGUUGGACUCCUGGAGCCUCUUCCACUACAGACAGGUUGACAAUGGAAGCACUGCAUAGAGGAACCAUCUUCAACCUGCAGUCUUGCUGCUUCGGGCACCACAAAGAGAGGGCAACUCAGAUCAUCCACCUACCCAUCUUUCUGUGUAUUUUACAGUAUCUGAUUGUUUUUCCGACUCGCACAAACUAAUUCCUAGCCAGUCCUCUUGAUGGUGUAUUGGAAAGGCGUCCUCUCUCCAGCCUCUCCGCCUUUUUCUCCCAUUUCCGCUUAGGAUCAACCAGAAGUUACUUACUAGAUGGGUAUAUCCAGACACCACCGUAGCAGAGCAGAUGAAAGGAGACACAAGUGAUCCCACCUGGAGUUGGUUCCCUCUUUUCAUAACGGAGCCUGCUCCUCCUUAGAAGUGCUUCUUGGGUCCCUACUCCUAGCUCUCUCGUCCUGGGCUGCUAGAGCCCAAACUCUCCUAGAAGGACACGCCGCUGAUUAGUGAGGAUUUUAUGACUUUAUGUAACAAUUAAACAUCCUUCUGCUUGAUCCACCUGAUGAUAGCAUAGAUCCCUGCCGCGGUGGUGAGUGUAAAAGGAGCUCUUUAAAAACAGAGGAACAUGAAUUCCCCAUCAUUCCCUGCCACAGCUGACAGGCAGGAUGCAGCUAUUUUUUGUUUGGUUUGUAAUCCUGGCCAGGAAUCAUCUUCUUAGAUUUGCUGAGAGAGGAAAGCUGAGUGUCUGUGUCCUGCAGUCCUUCCAAAUUCUGCUUAGUCCUUCAGGCUAUUAUUAUUACAUUUUAAAUUCUGGCUCAAUGCUCUGAAUUCAGAUGCUGGCCUUGUAUCAUAAAGGCUCACUCUCAGCUUUGUGUCUGGCUUCAGAAGUGGAGAACUCCCCCAAGAUUUCAUGCGCUGCUGUCCAACGUUUCAUGCCGUGAUGGUGGGCAUUAAAAUGGAAUCCUUUCAAAAUGAGGUGAAAGUGUUGCAGUGCUUUGUCUCUCCCAAUAAAGUGACCCGUUCACUUUCGCUCCAGCCUUCUCUGCUGCCUUUUCAGCUCUGGCAACGCCUGGAAAUGCUGCCGUCUACGGACCAGAUGCCCGCUCUGCCACACGGUGCGUGUUACCACUUGCUGUCUACUUGGCAAAAGACUUCAGCAGCUCCAUGCAUCCUGCAGCACAUACGGUGUCUGCCCCUACACAUUAAGGAAUGUACAAGUCUGUCAUUUUCCUGCACAUUGCAGCACGUGUGCAGCAUAUCCUGGAGUUGGGAAGAUUCGAAGUUGAAUAACUUUUCUGAUAUUUGCCAGAGUAACCUAAAUUAUGAGUGCAGAGGAGGCCACGGAGAUGGUUCAAGGGCUGGAGCGCCUCCUGUAUGAGGACAGGCUGAGAGAGUUGGGGUUGUUCAGCCUGGAGAAGAGAAGGCUGUGGGGAGACCUUAGAGCAGCUUUC